AUAUAUCGUAGAAUAACACAACGCACUGAACAGCAGCAAGGCAUUGAUACAAGAUCCAUUCAUCACCGUACUUACCAGCCCAUCUAAAUAUCCAUAAUGACCGCCUCCACUCCACUCCGCCGCCUCGUCGGCGUCAGCCUAAAAAUGUACUACGACCUCUCCUCCACCCUCCGCUACGUGCAAGGCGUUCUCGAGCUCGACGGCCUCGCCUGGAACUACCGCAUCGACCUCUUCGUCAUUCCCGAUUUCAUAUCCCUCGCCGACUCCGGCCGCAUUCUCCAACCCUCCUCUAUAAUCCUCGGCGCGCAAGACUGCUUCUGGGAAGACGCCGGCGCAUACACCGGCGAAGUCUCAGCCCGCUCCCUCUUCCAAGCCGGCGCACGCAUCGUUGAGAUAGGCCACGCAGAGCGACGCGCAAUAUUCAAAGAGACAGACGCGCAGGUUGCGCUGAAGGCGGGUGCGGCGGCGCGGAACGGGCUGAUCCCGCUCGUGUGUAUUGGGGAGCGGACGCAUGGGAACAUAGCCUCGGCGGCGGUGGGCGCGGCAGUGGAGGAGUGUAGGACGCAGGUUGAAGCAGUCUUAGCCGCGAUUCCGGAGGACGCUGAAGUGAUUCUGGCGUAUGAGCCGGUGUGGGCGAUUGGAGCGAAGGAGCCUGCGGACGCGGAUCAUGUUGUUAACGUGACAAAGGAGAUCAGAGCGAUGGCGAAGGGGAGGAAAGGGGUUACGAGAAUAGUUUAUGGAGGGAGUGCGGGACCGGGGACUUUUGGGAAGAUAAGGGACGGGGUGGAUGGUUUGUUCCUUGGGAGGUUUGCGCAUGACAUCCAGAACCUAAAAAGGGUGAUUGAGGAGAUCGGUGAGUCGUAAACAGUAUGGGUUUGUCGAAAAGCGCUUUGGAUUCUAUUGGCGUGAACUGCUCUUCAUGUAUAUUUGUAAGUAAGUAGGCAAGUAUGUUCCCAAGUCCUUCAACAUGCUCUCCCCAAUCACAUAGAGCUCACCAAAAGAAAUCUCAUAAGCUCUCAGCCACUGCCACCAACAUCGACAAGAACAGGGACAAAUAGAAAAAAGUGUGCGUGGUGUAUUUCGAGCGCGGAAUAUGUCCUCCCAUGCGUAGUAGUGAAGAGUCCAGGGGCAGCUGAGUUCUGAAGUAGACCAGCUCCAACUCCUCCUCAGCCUCAGUCCC
This is a messenger RNA of Mytilinidion resinicola, 1180 nucleotides long. RefSeq names its product Triosephosphate isomerase. Gene Ontology annotation, molecular function: triose-phosphate isomerase activity. Bases 97 to 864 code for a protein of 255 amino acids. The record is from RefSeq and is a predicted model, not a curated record. Gene Ontology annotation, biological process: glycerol catabolic process; gluconeogenesis; glycolytic process. Lineage: Eukaryota; Fungi; Ascomycota; Dothideomycetes; Mytilinidiales; Mytilinidiaceae. The transcript has a single exon. Gene Ontology annotation, cellular component: cytosol.